Molecule: messenger RNA, 1365 nt
Organism: Spirodela intermedia
Lineage: Eukaryota; Viridiplantae; Streptophyta; Magnoliopsida; Alismatales; Araceae
Source: the annotation of a GenBank genome assembly
AUGGCUCUGCAGGCCGCCGCUUCCUUCCUUCCUUCCACCAUUUCCGCCCGCAAGGAGACCAGCUUCCUUGGAGUCUCCCUCUCCGACCACGGCAAGUCGGACUUUAUCUCAUCUCUGAGCUCGAAGAACAGCUGCCCCAAGGUGGGUGGGUGGACCGUUUAACUCUCGAGGAGAACCCAUGAAAUCGUCGGAAUAAAAGCUUUCGAAUUUCAUCAACCUUUCUUCUUCUUUUUUGAUUCGCAGAGGAUCGUGUCCGUGGGGGGCGUGAGAGCUCAGACGGCGGCGGUGGCGACACCGGCGGUGACCCGCGGGCCGGCGGACGGGAAGAAGACGCUGAGGAAGGGCAACGUGAUCAUCACGGGGGCCUCGUCGGGGCUCGGCCUGGCGACGGCGAAGGUGCUCGCGGAGACGGGGAAAUGGCACGUCACGAUGGCCUGCAGGGACUUCCUCAAGGCCGAGAGGGCGGCCAAGUCGGCCGGCAUGAACAAGGACAGCUACGACGUCAUGCACCUUGACCUCGCCUCCCUCGACAGCGUGCGCCAGUUCGUCGACAACUUCCGCAACUCCGGGAAGCCCCUCGACGCCCUCGUCUGCAAUGCCGCCGUCUACCUCCCCACCGCCAAGGAGCCCACCUUCACCGCCGACGGUUUCGAGCUCAGCGUGGGGGUCAACCACCUAGGCCACUACCUUCUCUCCCGGCUCAUGCUGGAGGACCUCAACAAGUCUGACUACCCAUCUCGGCGGCUCAUCAUCGUCGGCUCCAUCACCGGCAACACCAACACGGUGGCAGGGAACGUGCCGCCGAAGGCGGACCUGGGGGACCUGCGAGGGCUCGCGGGGGGGCUGACCGGGCUGAACACGGCCUCCAUGAUCAACGGCGGCGACUUCGACGGGGCCAAGGCGUACAAGGACAGCAAGGUCUGCAACAUGCUGAGCAUGCAGGAGUUCCACCGGCGGUUCCACGAGGAGACGGGCAUCACCUUCGCGUCCCUCUACCCCGGCUGCAUCGCCACCACGGGGCUCUUCAGGGAGCACAUCCCCCUCUUCAGGCUCCUCUUCCCCCCAUUCCAGAAGUACAUCACCAAGGGCUUCGUCUCCGAGGAAGAGGCCGGCAAGCGGCUCGCGCAGGUUCGUCAACUUCCCUCUCCCCCUCCAUCGUCCCUUUCCGCCGCCGGUGCUGACUUAUAUUUCUCUCUGUCGCUGCUACAGGUGGUGGGCGAGCCCUCCCUCACCAAGUCGGGGGUCUACUGGAGCUGGAACCAGAACUCGGCGUCCUUCGAGAACCAGCUCUCCGAGGAGGCCAGCGACCCCGAGAAAGCUCGGAGGGUGUGGGAGCUGAGCGAGAAGCUCGUGGGUCUGGCUUAG